This is a messenger RNA of Nerophis lumbriciformis (worm pipefish), 618 nucleotides long. NCBI's taxonomy places the organism in Eukaryota, Metazoa, Chordata, Actinopteri, Syngnathiformes, Syngnathidae. The record is from RefSeq and is a predicted model, not a curated record.
AUGCCUUCCGCGGUGAUAAUGGAAGAAAAUUUUGACAAACUCCUGGAGCAAUGUGAAGCUCAAGAGCUCGAGGCACCAGGAGGCAUUGCGACCCCACAAGUAUAUUCUCAGCUUCUGGCACUGUAUUUACUACAUAAUGAUAUGAAUAACGGCAGGUAUCUUUGGAAGCGGAUUCCUCAGGCAAUAAAAGCGGCAAAUCCUGAAUUAGCAGCAAUCUGGACAGUCGGGCAGCACAUUUGGCAGCGGGAUUUUCCCGGUAUCUACACAUCUAUUGCAGCUUAUCAGUGGUCAGAAAAUAUUCUUCCGGUGAUGGAGGCCCUGCAAGAGAGUACGCGACAAAGGGCCUACGCGCUGGUGGCGCAGGCGUACACAUCCAUCACGGCCGAAGAUUUCGCGGCCUUUGUGGGCUACUCGGUGGAAGAGGCCGUAAAAGGUGUAGUAAGUCAGGGCUGGCAGGCAGACCCUACAACCAGAAUGGUUAUGCCUAAAAAGCCAGGUAGAGGGAUGACUGAAUGUCUCUCUGCUGUCCCCUUUGCAGAUCCUCCCCCUGUUUCAUCAGUUCCCAACGAGCAGCAGUUGGCCAGACUGACCGACUACGUGGCUUUCCUGGAGAACUGA